UCUCUCUCUCUCAUUUAUAACCACCUCUCCUCGCCGUCUCUCCCCUUAAUUUUCCUCCCUCCAUAUCAUGCAACCCCCCGGCGCAUGUUAGCCCUCACCACUACCGCAAAACAGAAAAAAAAAAACUCCUUUUACUUUCUUCUCCUCCUCCUUCUUCUUCUUCUUCUUCUUCUUCUUCUUCUUCACUCAAACAGCAGCUAAUUAACAUGAAUCACUCCAAGCAUAACCAUGAUCGGAUCGUCGUUUCUCUCUCCCUGUCGUUUCUACUCCUCCUAUGGCCAGCGAUUCCCCUCGCCAGAGCUCAGCCGACGGCCCCCAGUACCCCCACAGAUCAGUACAACUACAGCUUCAGCCCUUCCAUGGCGAUCAUCGUCGUCGUCCUAGUCUCCGCGCUCUUCUUCAUGGGCUUCUUCUCCAUCUACAUCCGCCACUGCUCCGACGGCACUCAGAACUCCGUUGGCGUCGGCGCAGUAAACGGCGGCGUUGGCCGGUCGCGGAGGGCGGCGCGAGGGCUCGACGCGGCGGUGAUCGAGAGUUUCCCGACGUUUACUUACUCCGCGGUUAAGGGUUUGAAGAUCGGGAAGGGCGCGCUGGAGUGCGCCGUCUGUUUGUGCGAGUUCGAGGACGACGAAACGCUGCGUUUGAUCCCCAAGUGCGAUCACGUUUUCCACAUGGAGUGUGUCGACACGUGGCUCGAAUCCCACACCACCUGCCCGGUCUGCCGGGCCAAUUUAGUUCCCGAACCUGGCGAGUCGCUCCACCGGCCUGAGUUGUCCGAUAUCGAAGCUCAAAACGACGCCGUUGCACCCGAACCGGAAUUGGAACAGCAAGUCGGAGAGGAGCGGGAACAAUCGGAGGCUAUGGCGGCGCCAGAACAGGAGGUUUUGGAGUUGAACAAGACUUUGAACCGGAACCGGACGCGUGGGUCCCGGUCGAGCCGGAUGAGGAGGCUUUUCCGGCGGCUGCAGCGGGCGUCCAGCUUGGUGCUGUUGCCUAGGGAAGGGAGCUCGAGGCGCGGGUACCGAACCGGCGAGGGAAGUAGUAGAGGGAGGAGUGGCAGGCGGUUGGACCGGUCGGCUAAGUCGGACCGGUGGGUUUUCACUAUGACGCCACCGUUUUUCGGGAGGAUGUCGUCAAUGAAGUCGCCGAAGGUGGCGGCUAAUGACGACGGCGAGGGGACCUCUGCUCCGAUCGUCGGACCGGAUGUGCCAAGAAGUGAUUCGGUCCGGCCGCCGGUUUAAUUUUAGCCUUAAUAUUUGAUUUUGGAGCGUUAAACGUUUGUUAAUGUGACUUUUCUACGCAUCGGUUUUGUAUAAAAUGUGUAUUUAAUUAAAUUUUUUCUUUGUAUUUUUACGUUA
Morus notabilis is the source of this 1358-nucleotide messenger RNA. RefSeq names its product E3 ubiquitin-protein ligase ATL6. The record is from RefSeq and is a predicted model, not a curated record. NCBI's taxonomy places the organism in Eukaryota, Viridiplantae, Streptophyta, Magnoliopsida, Rosales, Moraceae. The coding region runs from base 207 to 1241 and encodes 344 amino acids. The transcript has a single exon.